Messenger RNA from Carcharodon carcharias (great white shark), 4174 nucleotides. Its product is annotated as protein capicua homolog. Bases 23 to 4174 code for a protein of 1383 amino acids. NCBI's taxonomy places the organism in Eukaryota, Metazoa, Chordata, Chondrichthyes, Lamniformes, Lamnidae. Gene Ontology annotation, biological process: regulation of transcription by RNA polymerase II. The record is from RefSeq and is a predicted model, not a curated record. The transcript is spliced from 3 exons. Gene Ontology annotation, cellular component: nucleus. Gene Ontology annotation, molecular function: RNA polymerase II transcription regulatory region sequence-specific DNA binding; DNA-binding transcription factor activity, RNA polymerase II-specific.
GCUGACCACUCUACGAUGAACCAUGAAGUCCGCCAGGAAGCCGACCGCCUCGGGCAGCAGCAGCAGCAGCAGGUCCCCUCCGGCGGGCCGGCAGAGGGGUCUGAAGCGCCGGCACGGAGACCAGGGAGCUGAGACGGCGGGCGCGGCCCAGCAAGGCCAGGGGGGGGCGCCCACCACCCGGAGGGCCCAGGGCAGGCAAGAGGGGAGGCCCCGGGAGGUCAGGGGCCAGGAGCCGCAGGCCGGGGUCAGAGGGCAGCCGGGCCGCUCGAGAGAGGCCGAGGUGAGCGCCCCUCCCCGGGAGGAGGGGCGGGAGGGGGGCAAGGCCGAGGGGACGUCCAGCCGCAAGACGGCCACCUUCAAGUCCCGGGCGCCCCGCAAGAAGCUGCUGGAGGAGCUGUCGGGCGCCGAGGGGCGGGAUGACUCCAGCAGCAACAGCAGCGAGGGGUCAGGGGUCAGCGCCCCCGGCCCCGCCCCCGAGGAGGCCCCGCCCCCGGCGCCGGCCGCCGAGCCCCGCGGCGGCGGCGGCGGCGCCAGCUCCUCGGGCACCGAGACGGCCAGCGAGCACUCGGCCGACUGCGAGGACGACGAGGCCGAGGGCUUCGCCCGGGCGGCGCGCCCACUCCCGGCCGCCCAGCGGGUCCUGGCCCGCCGCAACGGGGCCUUCCGGCCCGGCACGCUGCGGCACUGCCGGCGGCACUGCCGGGACCUGGCUGUCCAGUUCGACGGUGACCGGGCGGUCACCUACUUCGAGGGGGGCGGGGGGGAGCUCAGCGUGCUGCUGGACCUGGCCCCCCCCACCUCCGCCCUGGCCCCCGGCACCCGGGUCUGCGCCCGCGCCGGCCCGGCCCCCUCGGCCUACCGGGACGGCACGGUGACCGAGAUCGGGCAGGGGGCGGCCCCUUACCGAGUCCUCUUCGAUCGGGCCGGGCGGGAGGUGGGGGAGGGGGAGGAGGAGGGGGAGGGGGAGGGCGAGGAGGAGGGGGCGUGGGUGCCGCUGGCCGACCUGCGGCUCCUGCGGCCGCCCUGGCUGCCGGAGGAGCAGGAGGAGGAGGAGGAGGAGGAGGAGGAGGAUGCGGCCGCCGCCGGUGCCCGCCCGGAGGGGAGCCCCUCACUCCCGGGCCGCCAGCCCCCCUCCCAGCUCCGGCAGCCCGAGGACGCCGAGGUGCUGACGCUGAGCCUGAGCAUGGGUGGGGGCCGGCGGGAGGGCGCAGCGGGCACGGCCCUGAGGCCGGGGCUCCUGCCUUCCUCGCCCGCUCCACCGCCCCCCCACCACCACCACCACCACCACCACCACCAGCAACACCACCACCAGCACCAGCAGGCGGCCGGCCCUCAGGAUGGCCCAGGCGGCAGCGUGCCGCUGGACAGCCGCCUGACGCCCGGCUCCCGCUCCCGGACCCCCCUGGUGCCCACCACCGCCACCACCGCCGCCGCCGCCACCACCACCGCCACCAGCACCACGGCGGCGGCAGCGGCCGCCCAGCACAAGUACAAGAAGGGCGACGUGGUGUGCACGCCCAACGGCAUCCGCAAGAAGUUCAACGGCAAGCAGUGGCGGCGGCUCUGCUCCCGUGACGGCUGCAUGAAGGAGUCCCAGCGCCGCGGCUACUGCUCCCGCCACCUCUCCAUGCGCACCAAGGAGCUGGAGGGGGCCUCGGACGGCCGCGCCAGUGGCCUGCGGGAGGGCAGCUCCGAGUUCGACUGGGACGACACGUCCCGGGACAGCGAGGCCAGCAGCGCCCGCACCGACCCCCACCCCCGGCUGCUGGCGGCCUCCGACCUCUCCAGCUUCAACUCGGACGAGUGCGACGCGGCCAACAUGCUGGUGUCGCUGGGCAGCUCGCGCUCGGGCACGCCCGGCUUCUCGCCCGUCUCCAACCAGUCGCCCUUCUCGCCUGCCCCCUCCCCCUCGCCCUCGCCCCUCUUCGGCUUCCGGCCGGCCAGCUUCAGCCCCAUCACCGCCUCGCCCAUCAUCCAGCGGGCCUCCUGCUCCUCCUCCUCCUCCUCUUCCCGGCACCGGCACGCCAGCACCCCCAAGCUGGGCGUCCUGACGCCGGAGAUGGUGCACCACCACCACCACCAGCAGCAGCAGCAGCAGCAGCAGCAGCAGCGGGAGCGCCACUCCUCCGGCAUCCAGCCCACCUUCCAGACCAGCCUGACCUUCACCGUGCCCAUGAGCCCCGGCAAGACCAAGGGCCGGGCUGACUGGGGCCCCCAUGGCGGCGGCCCUCCCGCCUCGGCGGCGGUUGGUGACUACCACAAGGGCGACAGCGCCGACCCGGGGGUGGAGACGGCGCUCCACGCCCCCACCCCCUCCAGCGCCGCCGCCGGCUUCCAGGCCGUCUCGCCGGCGGCGGCGGGGCCCUACCCCCGCUCCCGCCAGCCCUCCCCCCUGCUGCUGACCCCGCCUGCCACCAUGACCUCCGACCCCAUGGCGGCCAGCCCCUCGGUGCGGCGGGUGCCCGCCGCCCAGCGCGACUCGCCAGUCAUCGUGCGCAACCCCGACGUGCCGCUGCUGCCCACCCGCUUCACCGAGCGGCCCCUGGGCGUGGGGGAGGGGCCCCGGGGGGGAGGUGGCGGCACCGGAGGGGGAGGGCUUGGGGGGGGAGGGGGCAGCCCCCGGGCGGCCAAGGGGGGCACCAAGGAGCACCACCGCCACCCGGCCACCAGUGGCAAGGCGCCGCUCCAGGCCCCCGUGCCCAUCAACGCCAACCGCAUCCCGGGCAUGGCGCCAGCCGGCUCCCCCGGCCAAGUGGCCGGGGGUCUGGGCGCGGCCGCCACCUUGGCCCCUUCCCGCCAGGAGCCUCCCAUCCAGCCCGUGGCCUACCACCCCUCGCCGGCCGCCCUGCUGCCUGUCAUCGUCCCCUCGCAGCUCGGAGAGUUCAACCACCCGGCUCCCAAGAAGGAGAUCAUCAUGGCGCGGCCAGGAACAGCAAACGGGAUCCGUGGUUUUAUUAACAGGGACACAGAGUACAACAGCCAGGAAGUGAUGUUAAACGUUUAUAAAAUACCGGUUAGGUCCCGGCUGGAGGAUUGUGUCCAAUUGUGGGCCCCGCACUUUGGGAAGGACGUCAAGGCUUUGGAGAGGCCCGGCCCCUCGCCCGCCCCGCUCGCCCGGCCCCUCGCCCGCCCGCUCGCCCGGCCCCCUCGCCCGCCCGCUCGCCCGGCCCCUCGCCCGCCCGCUCGCCCGGCCCCUCGCCCGCCCGCUCGCCCGGCCCCUCGCCCGCCCGCUCGCCCGGCCCCCGCCCGCCCGCUCGCCCGGCCCCCUCGCCCCGCCCGCUCGCCCGGCCCCUCGCCCGCCCGCUCGCCCGGCCCCUCGCCCGCCCGCUCGCCCGGCCCCUCGCCCGCCCGCUCGCCCGGCCCCUCGCCCGGCCCCGCUCGCCCGGCCCCUCGCCCGGCCCCCUCGCCCGGCCCCUCGCCCGGCCCCUCGCCCGGCCCCUCGCCCGGCCCCUCGCCCGGCCCCUCGCCCGGCCCCUCGCCCGGCCCGCUCGCCCGGCCCGCUCGCCCGGCCCGCUCGCCCCGGCCGCCCGCCCGGCCCCCCGCCCGGCCCCCCGCCCGGCCCCCCCGCCCCGGCCCCCCCGCCCGGCCCCCCCGCCCGGCCCCUCGCCCGGCCCCUCGCUCGCCCGGCCCCUCGCUCGCCCGGCCCCUCGCUCGCCCGGCCCCUCGCUCGCCCGGCCCCUCGCUCGCCCCGGCCCCUCGCUCGCCCGGCCCCUCGCUCGCCCGGCCCCUCGCUCGCCCGGCCCCCUCGCUCGCCCGGCCCCUCGCUCGCCCGGCCCCUCGCUCGCCCGGCCCCUCGCUCGCCCGGCCCCUCGCUCGCCCGGCCCCUCGCUCGCCCGGCCCCUCGCUCGCCCGGCCCCUCGCUCGCCCGGCCCCUCGCUCGCCCGGCCCCCUCGCUCGCCCGGCCCCCUCGCUCGCCCGGCCCCCUCGCUCGCCCGGCCCCUCGCUCGCCCGGCCCCUCGCUCGCCCGGCCCCUCGCUCGCCCGGCCCCUCGCUCGCCCGGCCCCUCGCUCGCCCGGCCCCUCGCCCGCCCGGCCCCUCGCCCGCCCGGCCCCUCGCCCGCCCGGCCCCUCGCCCGCCCGCUCGCCCGCCCACUCGCCCGGCCCCUCCACUUCCCCCCGUCUUUCGCGCAUUCGGCCUCUUGCCCCCCCCCCAUCCCCGAACUCUUGUCCCCUGA